Messenger RNA from Aspergillus fumigatus Af293, 957 nucleotides. RefSeq names its product histidine phosphatase family protein. Gene Ontology annotation, molecular function: phosphatase activity. The record is from RefSeq and is a predicted model, not a curated record. Lineage: Eukaryota; Fungi; Ascomycota; Eurotiomycetes; Eurotiales; Aspergillaceae. Gene Ontology annotation, cellular component: cytoplasm.
AUGAUGGCUGAAUCAAUUACAUCCGAGUCGCAUCUAAAACUGAACAGUGUGACCGGGUAUUUCAUGCAAGAUGAGCCAACGACUGAUCCGGACACUUUCGACUAUGUCGCAUCAAACUUUGGUCUAAUACCUCGAAGCUAUGACUCGGACGCCGGGUUUGAUCCAGACGGCCGAAGAACCCAAUGGGAGCGCUUUGAGUACCAGAUCAACAAGCUCAAUGAAGAGAGUGGCCCCGAUACAAGCUACAGACUGCUCUUCCUGGGCAGACAUGGAGAGGGAUACCACAAUGUUGCCGAGCGCCGCUAUGGAAGGGAAGCAUGGGAUUGCUAUUGGUCCCUUCUCGACGGCGACGAUAACGGGACAUGGGUGGACGCCCGUCUCACUCCUGUGGGCAUAGCCCAGGCGGAAACCGCGCACCGGGCUUGGGAGACGCAGAUCGAGAGCAAGAUUCCAUCCCCUCAGUCGUACUACGUGAGUCCGUUGAACCGAUGCCUGGCUACCGCCAAUAUCACGUUCCGCGGCCUGAAGAUGCCGCAUACGGAGCCCUUCCGCCCGGUCGUUAAAGAGCUCCUCCGAGAAACGAUCGGCCUUCACACCUGCGACAGUCGAUCGUCGAAAGCAGCCAUACAGGCCGAGUACCCCGAGUAUAUCAUUGAAGAUGGCUUCGCAGAGGAAGACCCCCUGUAUGAUCCAAAGCUACGGGAGUCCGACACCGCGCGUGACGCUCGCCUUCGCGACUUACUCCAGAACAUCUUCACUCACGACAAAAACACUUUUAUCUCUUUAACGGCACAUUCAGGCGCCAUUACAAGUAUCUUGCAAGUCACGGGGCACCGGAAAUUUGCGCUCGCUACGGGUGCUGUCAUUCCGGUUCUGGUCAAGGUAGAGCGAGUGGCUGGGCCAUUGCCGAAAAUGCAUAUUGAUCCUCCUACGACGGCGCCGGUUUGUAAGAAUUGA